Messenger RNA from Pomacea canaliculata, 1224 nucleotides. RefSeq names its product histone deacetylase complex subunit SAP18-like. Gene Ontology annotation, cellular component: nucleus. Lineage: Eukaryota; Metazoa; Mollusca; Gastropoda; Architaenioglossa; Ampullariidae. The record is from RefSeq and is a predicted model, not a curated record. Bases 84 to 551 code for a protein of 155 amino acids. Gene Ontology annotation, molecular function: transcription factor binding; transcription corepressor activity. The transcript is spliced from 3 exons. Gene Ontology annotation, biological process: negative regulation of DNA-templated transcription.
UUAGGGGGGAGAUGGUGUCACGUUUGGAAGGGAAAUAACUCUCAACUACAACGCUGGUAUUAUCCACUUCCUGCCCCAACAACAUGGCCACCAUCGAAUCCUUGGUUGUAGAAGAUAGAGAACAAGACAAGCCGAUCGAUAGAGAAAAGACUUGCCCUUUACUUUUAAGAGUAUUCUGCAACAUGGGGAGGCACCAUUCGAUGUCGGAGUACUCAAGGGGAAACACACCUACUAACGAACUCCAGAUCUAUACAUGGAUGGACGCCACCCUGAAGGAGUUGACCAGCCUUGUCAAGGAAGUCAACCCGGACGCGCGGCGCCGCGGCACCUUCUUCGACUUCGCCAUUGUGUACCCGGAUCCGCGCACCCCGACCUACCGCCUGCGCGACAUCGGCACGACAUGCUGCGGGCGCAAGACGGCUGACGACUCCGUCACGCUGGCCGCCAAGAAGUUCCAGAUCGGCGACUACCUCGACAUUGCCAUCGCCCCUCCCCGCGGCGGCGGUGGUGGUGGUGGUCCUCCACCCAACCGCAACCGCCGGCCAUAUUAACAGACUUUGACUGCCGUCUGGUGACCGGGUGGAGAAGUAGGUAGGGGAAAGGUGAAGUUGGGAGGGGUACGUGAAGGCCAUUUUUCACUUUAAAAAAUAAAGAAGAUAAGGAUUUUAGAUUCCAGGACGGAAGUUUUAACAUCUGACACUGGAGGAUGAGCGUUUGUUUGCUGAUUGCUAAACGAAGAACAGAAUAAAUAAAAGAAAAACAUCGCUUGAACGAUAUUCUUAACCCUGGCCGAGUCGUGAGCGGCAAGAAAGCCAGGCUUUAGUUGACAUUUGAAGACAAGGAAAAACAGAAAAGGAAGACACACCUUUAUUUCCCCAACCAGCUGUCGUCCACUUCCUGACACGCGGCGCAUGUACAGACGAUAAGUACAGUAGUCCAGGCAACAUCCUUGGCACAGGGCCUUGGGGCUAGAAGAAGGCAGCUCUGCCGGAGCACCGCCAGUACAAAGACCCGUUUGUUCACUGUACUCUGUAUUUGUAUGUUUGCGUUCAUGCUCCUGUACCACAGGUAGCCAAGAAUCUGCUCUGUUUAUUUUUUUACCCCUUCAUGAGAAAGUUAGUCGCUCACGAUUUGUAUUCAUUCUUUUCAUUGAUACUGCGUGUUUCAUGUUGACGUUCAUCCUAAGAUGUUUUUUUAAAGAAUUAAACAUUUGCGCAAAUUGUU